This is a messenger RNA of Bradysia coprophila, 620 nucleotides long. Its product is annotated as endocuticle structural glycoprotein SgAbd-5-like. Lineage: Eukaryota; Metazoa; Arthropoda; Insecta; Diptera; Sciaridae. Gene Ontology annotation, molecular function: structural constituent of chitin-based larval cuticle. The record is from RefSeq and is a predicted model, not a curated record. Gene Ontology annotation, cellular component: chitin-based extracellular matrix.
UUCAUGCUUAUCAUUCGAGUCUUGUACUUCGAUCAGUUAACAGUUAAUCGAAAAAUUGUUGCCUCUUAGCUCGACAUAUCUUUUAAGUGUUCGUUCACGUGUCCGAAAGUGUUCUAAAACAACAAAUUUGUGUUCAGAAUGGCGUACGUUGCGUACUUCUACUUGUUAAUAACCAUUUUGGGAGUAGCACUUUCUGCACCAGCACCUCAAUUCAAUAACGAUGAAACGAGUAUCCUUCGAUAUUAUAACGAAAACAACGGUUUGGGACAAUACAAUUAUCUAUAUCAAUUGAGCAAUGGCGAAACCAGAGCCGAAAACGGCUAUCAGAAAUUGGUCGGUGAAAAGGCGAUACCAGUCAUCUCGAUAUCCGGUAAAUAUUCAUUCGUCGGAACUGACGGAGUGACGUACUGGGUUCACUACACCGCCGACGAGAACGGUUAUCAUCCAAUUGUCGGAACUGGUGCUGAGCCCGCUAACGAUUUCGGUCCAGCUCAACAAGGCUGAUUAAGACUGUGGUCGAUGUACAAAACCGGAACAAUCGAUGGAGUUGUUUCCCUUCAAGUUAAGUUUAUUUAUUUUGACGUUAUCUUAGGCUCUGUGUAAUAAAUUCCCCUAAAUCA